AUGGAGUUGGUCAAAAUUGCAGUGUCCUUCCACAUCCUUCUUUGUCCUGCAUGGACCGUAUCCCAUCACCCUUACAUGGACAGCAUCCUCUCAGCCCAGGCAGCCCUCAGGUCGCUGGAUGAGCCGAUGAGGUUUGACCCUUGUUGCCUCAUGUCACCGCCUCCGCCACCGCUCUUCCCUCCACCGCCUCAGCUGUGGAAGCGAGGCAGCCCCGAUGGUAUCGGCAUUUUAGAACCAAGUGUAAUUGGAGGAGAGGGCCAGCAAAGAGAAAAACCUGUGAUACCAGGGUGUUCACCUGGACCACCAGGACCUCCUGGACCCCGGGGUCCAGAGGGUCAUGGUGGACUGCCCGGCAUAAGAGGACCAAAAGGGGAGAAGGGAGAAAUUGGACGGCCUGGGUCAAAGGGUCGCACAGGAGCUCCAGGCCUCCCGGGGAAACAAGGACUACCAGGAUGGCCUGGUCCAGAGGGAGCCAAGGGUGAGAAAGGGGAUCCAGGACUCAUGGGAUUACCAGGACUGAGGGGACCACCAGGGACAAAGGGUUUACCUGGUUACAAAGGAGAAAAGGGGGCUCAUGGAGACUCAGGGUCAGCAGGACCAAAAGGCGAUAAGGGUUCCAUUGGCUUGCCUGGGAUGCUUGGCCAAAAGGGUGAGCAGGGACCAAAGGGAGAACCAGGAGUCUCAGGGAAGAGAGGACCGACUGGGCGGCCUGGGAAGAGAGGCAAACAGGGCGUGAAGGGCCAGACUGGAGGCCCAGGAGUCAUGGGCCCCCAAGGUCCCCCAGGUCCAAACGGUCAGCCUGGGCCACCUGGUCCACCUGCCUCAGGUCUCUAUCUAGUGGGGGAAAAGGGAGAGAAGGGUCUCCCAGGUCCGCCAGGUCAAUGUGACUGUGACACCAAGCUUGGAGCUAAUAAUGCUCCUUUUGGAAGCUACACACAAAGAAGUGGCCCCAAUAAAGUCCCUGCAAUAUUUGUGGUCAACAGUGAGGAGGAGAUGGGCCGUCUUCAUAUGGACAAUGCAAUAGCAUUCAGGAAGGAUCAGAGGAUGCUGUACUUUAAAGAUAAAGAUGGAUGGAAGCCCAUACAGCCCUUCCAGCCGUUCCAGUCCACAGAGAAAGUCCCAGACAGAGUAGGUGUGUGUGGGGACGGAAAGGUGCAGCCCCAGCAUGGAGAGGAGUGUGACGAUGGAAACCAGAUUGUCACUGACGCUUGCCUGAACUGUAAGUGGGCCUACUGUGGGGAUGGCUACCGACAUGAAGGCAUGGAGGAGUGCGAUGGGAAGGACUUUGGUUAUCAGACCUGCAAAUCCUAUCUUCCUGGAUCCUUUGGGCAGCUCCGAUGCACCGACUCUUGCCUCAUUGAUUCCACUGGCUGCAAGUACUUCACCUGA
Molecule: messenger RNA, 1389 nt
Organism: Seriola dumerili (greater amberjack)
Lineage: Eukaryota; Metazoa; Chordata; Actinopteri; Carangiformes; Carangidae
Product: acetylcholinesterase collagenic tail peptide-like
Exons: 17
Coding region: 1-1389 (462 amino acids)
Source: RefSeq, a predicted model, not a curated record